AGAGAGGAUCACAAGACGAGCUGAAAGAGAAUGUGUUGUUCGAUUCAGAAAGGGAAAAAGGCCGCAUAGUCAAUGUGUGCAUCUAUACUUGCGCAAUCGUAGUGCAAUAAUGUGCAACCUAUGAGUGCAACGCUGUUGCGUCUAGAUUUGUGCAGGAUAGUUCUUCGUUUGCGAUUGGAUAGCAGCUCAUUUCUACAGAUCCAGCCGACCCCUUGACUUGGAAAAAAUAAUGGUGAGGUCAGCGUAGAAUGAGUCAACCUAGGAAAUGUAUGCAGUCAUCACCACUCUAUUGCACAGUGGGUGCGUGGACACAGGAACCGUUUCUCAGGUAACGAUCGCGGGAGCAGCGCAGGAACACGACCGGAAUGGGUGUCGCCCAUGAGUGAGCAGCACACAGACACCCACACAGCCGACACCAGGUCAGCGCCGGCCAGCUCCUGAGUAGGUCAGGAAGCGAGGAGGAGGACAGGAAGGAAGAACAUCCCAGCGCUUUGACCUCCUGGUCUCCAGCCGGGGCCCUUUGGUUGUGAGAGACGGUCGACGGCAUUCUCUAGCCCGCAAGUAGAAGGUUGCAAGCGGCGGGAUACUUUGGAUAAGUGCUAGGGAGGCUAGUGUAGCUGAGGGUUUUGGUGCUAACCUAGUACCGCCUCGGCUGUAGCAACCCUCCUGCCCCCCUCGACCACCAGCCCCUGGGUCCUUCAUGCGCGUCAUGAGUUUACCGCCCCAGCCGAAAGCAAACCCCAAGAGAACAGGCAAGCGCAUCUCUUUCUUCAACGAGCAAGGAGCAGCCAUGAAGGAGACAUCGUCCCAGCACCAGGAAGGUUCCUACUAUGCCCUGGCCGCCCCGGCCUCCGAGGCAGCGCCCAGCGAGGCUGCCAGCACCGUGUCCUCCAACCCUGAGGCUCCGCACAUGUACCUCAACUCUGUGAUCUUCAGCCCAGAGAAAGGGGACCAGAACCGGGGACACUACCAGCAGACGCUGCCCAUGAAAUGGGCCCACCAGGAGCCCUCGCCGCAGAGCCAGCAGCAGCAACAGAGGGCUGGCAACUGGACCCAGGGUGUCACCAUGGCCAACUGGGGCCAGAACUUUGCUCCCUACCUCGGAGGGGUGGGCGACGCCAGGACCCAGGCGUCCUUUGCCAAGCAGGGCCGCGAGGGGCCGGCCUUGCAGCCACAGCCCCAACCCCCCAGCAGGGCCCCAGAGAAGCAGCAGCUGGUGGCCAACCCUACUGGUGAGGCCUACAGGGAGGUAACCAAGGCCCAUGGGCUGGACUGGGACCCGCAGAACCAGCCCCAACACCAGGCUCCUCAGCAGCCCCAGGCCCAGGUCCAGGCCUACCAGCAGCCCCUCAAACCGGGGGCGCUGAACGCCCCCCAGCAUAGCGUGCAGAGCCCCGGAGGAACCUCGGUCCUCCAGCCCUUCCAGUUAGCCUUCGGUCAGCCCAAGCAGAACCUCACAGGGUACUACCAGGCCUUCCAGGGCAGCAGAGCUCUGCCCAACCUGAGCUAUGGCGGCCAACCACAGGCCCAGGCCCAGGCCAAGCCCCAGCCCCAGCCUCAGCCCCAACCUCAGCCCCAGCCUCAGCCCCAGCCCCAGCCCCAGCAUAUGCAGAAGAAGGAGCAGAUGCAGGAGCAGAUCCAGCGGCAGCAGAUCCUCCAGCAGCAGCAGCAUCACAUCCAGCAGCAGCAGAUGCUGCAGCACCAACAGCACGUGCAGCAACAGCAAAUACAACAACAGCUACAACAGCAGCAACAAAAGCAACAACAACAACAACAGCAGCAGCAGCAGCAGCAACAACAGCAAAUCCAACAGCAACUGGCACUAUGUGGGAUGUACUAUAGCAGUCAAAGCUCUCACCCCCACGCCCAACCUCUUCCCCAGCCCCAGCCUCCUGUCGUCGUGCACUCCCAGGAGCCUCCAGCUCCAGCCCUCCCCACAGUCCAGGAGCCGGCCCCUCCAACCCUCCCCUCGGACCCCCAGCCGGCCUCAGACGCCCAGCCUCACCAGCCCCAGGCCCAGCCUCGCAGGUCCAGAAGGCUGUCCAAGGAAGGGGGGGCUCCGUCUGGGGAGAACCCCUUCCUCCUCCCCUCUGAGCAGCCGGAGCUUGGCUCCCAGAAUGGGGGGGGCCCAGAGGCGGCGCAAGGGCCCCCCAGGACGGAGGAGGUCCAGGCCGCUCCUACGGGUGUCAUCCAGAGCACACGCAGGAAACGGAGGGUCUCGCAGGAGGUCAACCUGGAGACCCUGGCCCAGAAGGCCUCUGAGAUGGAAUCCUUGCCCUCCCAUGGGCUCAAGGACCCCCACCGACCGUGGAGCCCCUCCAGAGCUGGUUCAGGCCCAGACCGGGUCCUGGGUCCUGGGGACGGUCUGACCGGCAAGCGUCCUCGUGACGACAGCCUGCUGCCUCUGGUCAUCCCGGUGUCGGUGCCGGUACGGAGGCAGGAGCCGUCCUCCCCGGACCGGGAGCGGGCUGCGCUGGCCUCCAGCUGGCCCCUCCGUCACGGAUUCCUGGACUCUGGGCUCUCGGACCACAAACCCUCCGUCAUUGUCACACGGCGCCGCUCGCUCAGGAACUCCCUGUCGGAGAGCUCAGGACAGAAUGGCGGGAUGGAGGGAGACAAAGACGAUGACGGCAAAUCCGCCAAGUCCAAACGGCGGCCCCGCCCCGAGCCCCUGUUCAUCCCGCCCCCGAAACCCGGCACCUUCAUCGCCCCGCCCGUCUACUCCAGUAUCACGCCCUACCAGAGCCACCUGCGCUCCCCCGUCCGCCUGGUGGACAACCCCCUGGCCAUGCCGCCCUACACCCCCCCGCCCAUCCUCAGCCCCGUCCGCGAGGGCUCCGGCCUCUAUUUCUCCACCUUCCUCUCCUCCGCCGCCGCCAGCGCCCAGGGUCUGCCUCCGCCCGCCACGCCCAAGUCGGCCUCACGCAGCCUGCUGCGCUCCAACAGCUGUGACAUCACUCCUCCAGUCCUGUCUGCUAUAGGCGAGGCCACUCCAGUCAGCAUUGAGCCGCGUAUCAACAUCGGCGUGCGCUACCAGGCGGAGGUGCCGGAGCUGCGGCAGGGGCAGGGGGCCCAGCACGACCCCCACCUGGCAGAGCUGCUCUGGGCCCCGCUGGGAGAGGCCCUGGCCAGGCCCGCCUUCCAGGAGAAAGUGGAUGACCUCAUGCAUCUAGCCUGCUCUAGUGCCCUGUGUGGAGGGGGAACCAAUCAGGAGCUGGCACUGCACUGCCUGUACGAGUGCAAGGGUGACAUCAUGGGAGCGCUGGCUUUACUGCUGCUGAAGAACCCAGUCUUCCCCAAGGCUCACCGCCUAGCUGGUUAUCACUACUCUGGGUCAGACAGCUGGACUGCUGCAGAGAGGCGCUGCUUUAACAAAGGCAUCGCGGCCUACAAGAAGGACUUCUUCAUGGUGCAGAAGCUGGUGAGCACCAAGACAGUGGCCCAGUGUGUGGAAUUCUACUACACCUACAAGAAGCAUGUGAAGAUGGGCCGUAACGGAGUCCUGCUGUACGGAGAGGCAGAACCUCCGGAGACCAGGACCAUCGACGAGGAGAUGGACCACAAGAGCUCUCACAGACUGGACUCUCGGAAGGAGGAAGAGGACAACAGGAAGUGGGAGGGGUCAGCUGACAGGAAGCCAUGCGGCAGCAGCCCAGGGAGGAUAACACAGACCUUGCAGGCCAGUGACAACGCCGGCGCAGUGCUGGUGCUGAAGGGCCAGGAGGACGUGAGGAGGGAUCAGCCUUCGUCUCGUGCCGGCCAUCCUCAUCCUCCUCCCUCCAAACCGCGGGCCGCUGCUGCAGCCAAGCCCCCGCCCAACCCCACGGGCCAGGAGGGGGAGUUCCCCUGCAAGAAGUGUGGCAGAGUGUUCUUCAAGGUGAAGAGCCGCAGCGCCCACAUGAAGAGCCACGCGGAGCAGGAGAAGAAGGCGGCCGCGCUGCGCCAGAAGGAGGCCGAGGAGCGGGCGGCGGCCGAGGCGGCGGCCCUGCUGGCCGCGCGGCACAACGGCGCGCUACCGGGGGCCGCGGGUGACAGCACCAACGACGACUCAUCCGAGGACGACGAGGACAGGAACGACGCGGACUGGCACUGAGAACACGGGGGGGGGGGGGGGAGGCUAGCGCCCUCUCCUGGCACCCCCUGCGGACCUGUCGCCUCGCGGUGUCCUUGAUUGGCAUGGACAGCCACUUCUAGGAUAGCAGUGCUAUCUAUACGAGUUGGCCUGCGUUGACCUUUACUGGUGCCAGGAUAAACUCAGUCAGCAUGGCCGCUGGUUCAUUUCUGUCCGCACCUACAAAUCCUCCACAGUGACCCCCAGCCCUCCUCCCGUCGGCCCGGCUGCCCACUGCCUUGCACCUGCUGCAGCCAGGCUGUGUAGCUGCUCACCUAGCCCUAGCUGCACACCCGGAACUCAGCUGUUCAGUAGAGGGCGGAACAGAAAGUUCUAGAUCGAGCUGAAGGUCUUUCUGGGAAUCCUCUCUCCAGACACAUAUCACUCAUCAACAGGCAAUGGCAUUGGGAGUUGAUCCUGCAUGGAGGUCCUGGACAUUACGGAAGGAUAGCUAGCUAGCUAGCGUCUUGGUUCAUCGGGGACGUUGUCACUUUCGCGCUGAGAACGUUGGGCGAACAAAGGCACACACCUCCAAGAAACAUCCACAGAGUUAUGUGAUUGGCCAAUAUCGAAUGAAAGGAUUUUUUUUUUUUUUAUUCUGAAAAACCGCAAAAAGUUGACUCCUGUUUUUGCCAGGUGCAACUCUGGUCUCUCUGACACUCAGGUUCACCGAGACUUCCUGGUACACCACCGGUAUCCAGGAAGUCAACAGCGAGGCUCUUCCUCGACAACACAGUGGACUGAACCUGAGUCUGUUUGUAAAACUGCUUAACAUUUUCUGUGUAACAGGACGUCCCCUGCACGCAUUCAGGGACCGGUUUACUCCUGUGUAUGUGUGAGAGGAGUGUUGUAUGCUGAUCUGGGUGUGUGUGUUUCUAUUACGUUCUCCUAAUUUGCUUGUGAAGCUAUCAGGGGAUAUGUCUGUCUCACAGACACAGGGCUAUGUGCUACAACAGCCAUGACACUGCUCUGAUACAAGGGCCUCCUCCACACACACUGGCUCCUCCUACUUCUCCUGCCUGCCCCAACCCGGCCCCUCCCACACAGACAGGCCCCUCCCACUUCAGCUUGAGCUCCUCCCCCUCAGCACUAUCAGCCGCUCAGCUCAUCAGGUCGUGUUAGACUGUCUGGGAUUCCUCCAGUGAGACACAGUGCAUCCAGCCACAGUCAUUCACACCCAUGAACAAACUGUCCUACAGUCUACUGCUGAUGCUACUGUCUUGGUUUCCUUGGUACCUGUAGAGAAACACACAGAGAGCCCACUAUGGUGUGGUUCGUGUGUGUGAACACUUUCCUCUGCCUGUUGUCCCUUUAUCAUGCAAGGCUACCAGAAGCUUGCUCUGUGACACGUCUACCAAACAGAAAGUUCCGUACUUUGGGUUCGAUCCUCGUGAAUCCCUGCUCCCCCUCUCCGGAUCUCUGGCUCUCCUGUUCUCACUGUCGCUGCCUUCGGUGUUACCAUGCUAUCUUUAAAUGACAAUCAAUUUUACAAAGGUAUUUUUUUUAUAUUCAAGAAAUUGCUUAUUACAUUGUUACAUUUUGCCUGUAUCUAUCAAAUAGUCAUUGUUGUAUUGUGAAUAUUGCUGUUGUUGUUGUUGUUGUUGUUGUUGUUGUUGUUAUUAUUAUUAUUAAGGAUAUCGGGAUGUGCUGUUGUUACUUGUACAACACAUUAUUAUUAUUACAGUUAUUUUAUUAUCA
Messenger RNA from Osmerus eperlanus (European smelt), 5809 nucleotides. RefSeq names its product mitotic deacetylase associated SANT domain protein b (gene mideasb). NCBI's taxonomy places the organism in Eukaryota, Metazoa, Chordata, Actinopteri, Osmeriformes, Osmeridae. The transcript is spliced from 13 exons. The record is from RefSeq and is a predicted model, not a curated record. Gene Ontology annotation, molecular function: transcription corepressor activity. The coding region runs from base 701 to 4093 and encodes 1130 amino acids. Gene Ontology annotation, cellular component: histone deacetylase complex; transcription regulator complex. Gene Ontology annotation, biological process: regulation of transcription by RNA polymerase II; negative regulation of DNA-templated transcription.